AUGCUUCGAGCGUCUGCCUCCUUCCACCCGCGAUCCAAACCACUCUCGCUGGUGAAUACGCUGAGAAUAGCUAUGUCUCGUCGCUCUCAUACUCGCUCGCCGUCUCCUCGGGCCCCAAAACGCUCCAAAAUUGACCAUCUCACCAAAGAGGAUUUUAAAAAUGGAGUAUUUCUUGCACCGAUGGUGCGCUCUGGGGCUCUGCCCACCCGACUCUUUGCCCUCAAGCACGGAGCCAAUCUUGUCUGGGGCCCUGAGAUUGUUGACAAGGCCAUUCUACACGCAGAGAGAGUCGUUGACCCCGUAACCGGGGUGGUCUCUUACAAUGGCAAAUCCAAGGCGAUCUUCACCACCCACCCCAUCGAAAAGCCCUACUACAUCUUCCAAAUCGGCUCCGCAGACCCCGACCUCGCCGUGCAAGCCGCCCGAACCAUCAUGCAGGACAUUUCCGGCAUCGAUCUCAACUGCGGCUGCCCUAAACCGUUCUCGACUCACGCUGGGAUGGGAGCAGCGCUGUUGACCAACCCCGACCUCCUUUGCUCGAUUUUGACGGCACUCAGGGCAGCCAUGCCGCCCGAAAUCACGGUGACUGCGAAGAUUAGACUGCUUCCGUCGCAGGAGGACACCCUCAAACUGGUGGAAAGAAUCGUGAAUACGGGUGUCAGUGCUCUAACGGUUCAUUGCCGAACGAGGUCGAUGCGGGACAAGGACGCCGCGUUGGUUGGCCGGCUACGAGAAAUCGUCGAAUUCGUAGAGAAGAUGGGCAAAGGCAUUGCAGUUAUAGAGAACGGUGAUUGCACUGGAGCGGAGGAUGCUAAACGGAUUCGUGAGCUCACAGGCGCGCACUCUGUUAUGAUUGCACGGGCUGCAGAGUCUAAUCCAAGCUGCUUCUCUCCGAAACCUCUUAUUGAUGUGGAGAAAACGCUUUCGCCGGCGUAUAUCCGUUUGGCCCAAUACCUCGGCAACAACUGGAGUCUGACCAAGUUUUGUGUCUCGCAGUUCAAGGCCCAACACAUUACCUUUGGCAAAACCCUGCAAAAACAGUAUCGCGAGGCACUACACGCAGCAAAAGGGUUCGAUUCCGCGCUUGACGAGCUCGUGGGCUCGUGGACGGGCGAAGAAGACUUCAAAGAAAUUGUGCAAGUGAUAGAGGCGAGGGGGCCGCGGCUCAGACUGUUGGACGAUGAUGAAUCAGAAUAUGCGCCAAGUCCGCCAAUGUUAUUCACACCGCCUGACACGACAAAUCCCGAACCGCCGAGCUCUGGUGCGCCUUUGAUCCUAUUACGCCGACUCCGACUCCAACUCCUGUUCUUGCAUAGAUUUGGUAUAGUCCAGCAAUGUGGAGAGGAAGGGGGCAAGGAACCUACUAGUUAG
Mycena indigotica is the source of this 1371-nucleotide messenger RNA. RefSeq names its product tRNA-dihydrouridine synthase 2. Lineage: Eukaryota; Fungi; Basidiomycota; Agaricomycetes; Agaricales; Mycenaceae. Gene Ontology annotation, biological process: tRNA dihydrouridine synthesis. Gene Ontology annotation, molecular function: tRNA dihydrouridine synthase activity; flavin adenine dinucleotide binding. The coding region runs from base 1 to 1371 and encodes 456 amino acids. Gene Ontology annotation, cellular component: cytoplasm. The record is from RefSeq and is a predicted model, not a curated record. The transcript is spliced from 7 exons.